AUGACUGCAGGGCUGGAAAUCGAACCACCGACCUUCCAAUUGGUAGACGACUCUACCUCAGAGCCACAGUUGCCUCUAGUUGUCCUCACCAUACUGGGACCGGGUGGGGGCAGACCUUGGCCAAAUCCUCCUAACUCCAAUUCGACCCGCUACUCUUCUGCAUCUCCAGGAAAUUAUGUGGGACCACCAGGAGGAGGGGGGGCACCUGGGUCCCCAAUAAUGCCAAGUCCAGCAGAUUCAACCAACUCUGGAGACAACAUGUACACGAUGAUAAACACAGUCCCUCCAGGUGGAAGCCGACCAAACUUCCCAAUGGGUGCAGGUGGCGACGGUCCAUUAGGGGGGAUGGCUGGGAUGGAGCCCCAUCACAUGAAUGGAUCACUAGGGUCAGGUGAUAUGGACAGCCUCCCUAAGAACUCUCCUGGUAACCUUAGCAUGAGUAACCAGCCUGGGACCCCCAGGGAGGAUGGAGAGAUGGGAGGAAACUUCCUAAACCCUUUUCAGAAUGAAAGUUAUUCUCCAAACAUGACGAUGAGUGUGUGAAGGCUCUGAAGCAGGUUCGGUUCAGCCGCCCAUCAUGCUGGGGUGCAUCCGUGAAAAGCAGCAGGACAGGAUGUGAUGUCAUCUAGGCCAGUGACUCUUCCUCCACCACAACCUGCCAUGUCAGGCAGUCACCCCCCGCUCCGUCCUCCUACUAACCCCCGACCCCCCCCC
Messenger RNA from Trematomus bernacchii (emerald rockcod), 714 nucleotides. RefSeq names its product single-stranded DNA-binding protein 2-like. Lineage: Eukaryota; Metazoa; Chordata; Actinopteri; Perciformes; Nototheniidae. Gene Ontology annotation, cellular component: nucleus. The coding region runs from base 1 to 543 and encodes 180 amino acids. Gene Ontology annotation, biological process: positive regulation of transcription by RNA polymerase II. The record is from RefSeq and is a predicted model, not a curated record. The transcript is spliced from 9 exons.